AUGAAUUUAGCUCCGAAAUUGAUUUAUGGAACAGCAUGGAAGGGAGAGAGAACAGCUCACCUUGUGAUAAGCGCCUUCCUGCAGGGCUUCCGAGCUGUAGACACAGCAUGUCAGCCAAAACACUACAGAGAAGAUCUUGUGGGAGAGGCCUUAGAGAUUCUCCAAGACAAGCAUAGUGUAAAGCGAGAAGAUGUCUACAUCCAAACAAAAUUCACCCCCUUUGAUGGUCAAGACCCAACCAAGCCCCUCCCAUAUAAUCCCCGAGACAGUGUCCCUGCCCAGAUCAAAAGUUCCCUUUCCAAAUCACUAAUUAACUUGCAUACGUCAUAUCUCGAUGCUUAUCUUCUUCACUCUCCUCUCCAAACUUUGCCCUUAACGCUAGAAGCCUGGCGUACGCUCAUGGCUGCACAAGAUGAGGGGACUGUGCGCGCUAUCGGAAUUAGCAAUGUGUACGACGUUGGAGUACUGAAAGCGCUAGAAAAAGAAAGAAAGGUGCAGAUCGUACAAAACAGGUGGUUUGAAGGUAAUGCCUGGGACAAAGAGGUUUGGGCGUACUGUAAGGCGAAUGGAAUUGUCUACCAGUCGUUCUGGACACUGACGGGUUCCCCGGCGUUACUGACACACUCGCACACCACUUCUCUUGCCGAUAAGCUAGACGUCACGGCCGCGCAGGUACUCUUCAAACUUGCCCAACUAAACAAUAUCGUCCCUCUGAGUGGAACCACGAGUGAACUGCAUAUGCAGCAUGAUCUCGCUGCAGAGCGCAUAGUAUUCAAGGAAGAGGUGCUCGAUGAUUAUAAAAGAAUCACAGAUCUAAUAUGGAGAUGA
Suillus fuscotomentosus is the source of this 828-nucleotide messenger RNA. Its product is annotated as NADP-dependent oxidoreductase domain-containing protein. Lineage: Eukaryota; Fungi; Basidiomycota; Agaricomycetes; Boletales; Suillaceae. The record is from RefSeq and is a predicted model, not a curated record. The transcript has 6 exons. Bases 1 to 828 code for a protein of 275 amino acids. Gene Ontology annotation, molecular function: oxidoreductase activity.